ACCAUGAUGUCACUGCUUGGUUGCCUUGGGUAUGUGUGAUAAUAGUUACAUGAAUCCCAGUGCUGUGUGUAUGUUUUGCUUUCAACAUUCAAUAUGGUACUCUAGACAAUGGGUUUGUUAUGAGCUAGAUAUGCUUUGAGUCAGCUACUACCUGGUAUAUACAUCAGAUGUGUAUGUAAUGUGAUACCAUAGUAAUGGGGGUUGGUUUUGCUGAGACUGUGCAUGUGUCUGGAGUUACCUGGUACAGCAGAUACUGUGACUGUAUGAGAUUAAUGAGCUGAGACUGUGCAGUGAGUUACCUGGUACAGCAGGAUGUGUGUGAUGAGAUGGUACACACAUUCCAUUUAUAGCUUUCCAUAACAACUGUACAUUUAUGUAUGUACCUGGGAAAGAACCAUAUAAUGUGUCUGUGUGUCUGUCUGUCUCUCUCCCCUGCAGCUAGGAGAGGGUAAGGAGGUGCUGGUGAAGGUAGAGAGACAGGUGGUCAAGAAGCCAUUCCUGGGUGGCUACAGACACAGAGACACUGGGGUGGAGUAUCACAAUGCUGCUGUUCAGACUGCCCCUCCUCCCAGACCUCAUCCUGGAGUGGACAGAUCUGAGCGGGACACCCAGACUGUGGCCACCAGGAACAGGUACCAGCAAGUGUCUGUUGACGCUGCCACUCAGAUGGACAAGACAGGACACUACAUGGACGACAGAGAGGACAGGAUUAUAACAGCCGGGCCUUACGAACUAGCAGACGACUAUCACGCUAGGAUACUAGCAAAGGUGAUCCUCCUCCAGAGCUACUGGCGACGGUGGUUGUCACGGCGAUACGUGGACGCCCUGCGGAGGGAGCGACGAGUGAGACGAGAGUGGGAGAGAGAGAGGGAGGAGGAGAGGAGGAGGGAGAGGGAGGAGAGGGAGAAGAGAGAGUUUCGGCGACGGAUGAACCCCAGGACAAAGGAAGACUUUGAGCUCCUUUACCACGCUCUGGAGGGUGAGGGAGACUGGUCAUGUGACUAUCACAUGACUGAGCAAGUUGUCACGUGA
Molecule: messenger RNA, 1032 nt
Organism: Geodia barretti
Lineage: Eukaryota; Metazoa; Porifera; Demospongiae; Tetractinellida; Geodiidae
Source: the annotation of a GenBank genome assembly